UGAAUCAGUGCGAGCUGCCAAGAAUUAGUAGUGUUUGCAGACAAGUCGACGCUUUGCGUUAUUUUCGUGCGGAAAAUUUCUAUGCCGAUUCUAAUUCGUUUGUUUAACAAUAUCAAAAUAAUUUACUGCCUUUGAUAACGUGGUAGAUAAAGAAUGUGGCACAGAUUAGUGCGAUAACUGCAGUGGCCGGAAAGACGCGUCCACUGCUCGUUUGUAAAGAAACAUUUUAUGGAAGUUCGCUAAAAUGUUGCUAUUGUUGAGUGUUGCUACAUUUGUUUCGUUCGUGUCAUCAGAGAGCUGCUUCUUCCAGCGAUGUCUCGGCUGUCACCCACAGGAGACGGUAUACCCUGGAUCCCCAGUGGACUGUCACCCCAGCAGGUGGGUGAGCGCGGAGUGGAUCCACAAUCUGGGUCAUCCACCACCAGCCACUGACUCCAGGAUCCCAGUCGAGAUGAGGUGCUUGAAGAUGGUGGCCACGCCUGAUGAUAAGUCCUUUGGCAACACCGUCGACACAAUCAAAGGCUGCGUCCCAAGAGUCCAAGUGGAGUCUGUAUGUGUGGGACUGGUGGCAGUGGAGCGUGCGAGAGGACACAGCGACGCGCGUUGCUUCAUCUGUAACGGCGACAACUGUAAUGGGACAGACAGACUGACAGUUUCAUAUGUGUUAUUAGUAGCUGUUUUGUAUUUUGUAUUUAGAUGAUUAGGUUAGGGACUUUGUUAUGUAGUUAAAUAUUUACAUUGUUGUUAAGUACGUCAUAGUUUAUACUUAUGAUAAGUAAAUCUUAGGUUGGGUUUGGAGACGCGGAAUGGCAUAUUUUUUGUGAAACAAGAGUAGCACUAGCUUACCCACUUUGUUGCCGUAUCUGGACGCUGUUAAGCAUUUGUGUAUUAACCCACAAAAAUUACGUACUGAGUUACGAAUGCACUCAAUUCUUUAGAAAAUUUAGAACAAGACUGCAUUCAGAACUCAACAAAAAAAUUGGGUUACAACAGUUCUGACAAUUAUAUAAUUUAGGGUCACUUGAAAGAAGAAGAAACUUUGAAUAAGUCGUAACGACUUAUUCAACGUCUCUUUUACUCCCUAACAAAAAAUAUUGCUGUCUCAGUCGUACGCUGACAUAAUGUGGAAACAUGACAGUUAAUCGUGCGCAAGUAAAAGAGACAAGUAACAUAAGACAUAUUAACUUUAAAAAAUAUCUAUCCAAUGACCAAGUUCAAGCCAGUCAUUAUCUUU
This is a messenger RNA of Aricia agestis (brown argus), 1234 nucleotides long. RefSeq lists its product as uncharacterized. The record is from RefSeq and is a predicted model, not a curated record. The transcript is spliced from 3 exons. NCBI's taxonomy places the organism in Eukaryota, Metazoa, Arthropoda, Insecta, Lepidoptera, Lycaenidae. Bases 245 to 700 code for a protein of 151 amino acids.